Sitophilus oryzae (rice weevil) is the source of this 1878-nucleotide messenger RNA. RefSeq lists its product as uncharacterized. The coding region runs from base 242 to 1600 and encodes 452 amino acids. Gene Ontology annotation, cellular component: membrane. NCBI's taxonomy places the organism in Eukaryota, Metazoa, Arthropoda, Insecta, Coleoptera, Curculionidae. Gene Ontology annotation, biological process: heme export; transmembrane transport. The record is from RefSeq and is a predicted model, not a curated record. Gene Ontology annotation, molecular function: heme binding; heme transmembrane transporter activity. The transcript has 9 exons.
CUUAGGUUGAAUAACAGCUGCAAAAAUAUUCAAGCGUUCAGAACAGAUACAAGGCAUUAUAGUGCACUAUUUUAUAAUAUAAGAAAAAGUAUACCACCAAAAAAUCUGAAGUCUGAGUAAAAAAGUUCCUAAAUCUCUUAAUGGAGUUGUAUAUUGAGCAAAUAUUCAUUCUAAAAUACAUCCCUUUUUUGGCUAAGAGAAAACGGAAUAAACCAUAUACCUGCACUAAGUGUACAAAAUUAUGGAAAAUUCACUAGAAACGAAAAUGGAUUUGCCUGCUACGAAAUUUUAUAAAAAAAGAUGGAUAAUUUUGCUUAUAUAUGUGUUGUAUUCAGCAGCCAACUCGUUUCAAUGGAUGGAGUACUCCAUUAUUGCCAACAUCGUAAUGAGAUUUUACGACGUGGAUGCGAGUGAUGUAGACUGGACAUCGAUUAUUUACAUGCUCAUUUACCCCAUUAUUGUCAUACCUGUGUCGUACUUUAUAGAGAAGAAGGGUUUAAGAUUUGCUGCCCUUUGUGGCGGUCUCGGUACGGCACUGGCAGCUUUUAUAAAAGUAUUUUCAGUCAAGAGAGGAUUAUUUUAUUUGGUACUGUUAGGACAAGGUAUCGGAUCAACUGCUCAAGUGUUCGUACUGAGCUUGCCUUCAAAAAUUGCAGCAGUUUGGUUUAAACCAGAAGAAGUAUCCACUGCAUGUGCUUUGGCAGUAUUUGGUACUCAAAUAGGAUUUGCAUUGGGUUUUGUAGUACCGUCCAGCUUAGUUAAAAAUCACGAUGAUCUAAAUCUGGUAGCUUGGGAUCUAAAAAAAUUAUGCUGGAUAAUAACAAUCUACAUGAUACCUGUAGGAAUUUCGGUAAUAUUUUUUUUUUCUAAGCAGCCUCGAAUUCCACCAACUCUAGCUCAAUGGGAAGAACGUCAUAAAAGAAAAUUGAAUUUUUCAAAAUAUUUAAAACAUUUUUCCAGUCUGUUCUCAAACCAUGGUUUUGUCUGUCACACUAUAGCCUACGGUAUAAACAUAGGCGUAUUUGCUGCAAUUGGAACUUUGCUGAAUCAGUUCAUUUUGGAAUAUUUCCCGAAUUCUGAGGAAGAUGCUGGUAGAAUUGGCUUAAUCAUGGUGCUUGGAGGUAUUUGUGGAUCAGUGGUUUUUGGAGUGGUUCUAGAUAAAACUCAUAAAUACAAAGAAACCACUGUGUUCGUCUAUUGUGGAGCAGUAAUUUCUCUGAUUGGUGCUAUGUUUUCUUUAUUGUCUGAGUCAAAAUUACUCGUCUAUAUUGUCUUUGGAAUAGUAGGGGUUUUUACAAACGCCUACAUGCCUGUAGGAUACGAACUAGCAGUUGAAAUAACGUACCCAGCAGACGAAAGUACCACCACAGGAAUAUUAAACGCCACCACGCAAGCUUUUGGAGUUAUAAUAACUAUAUUUCUGGGUAAAUUCAACUCGCGCUUUGGAGCAUUUUGGUCUUUGGGAAGUCAAGCUGCUUUGCUACUUUUAGGAGCUGUUCUGACUUGCUUCGUUCCAAAUAAGAAACUACGCCAAGAGAAGUUCUUUCAAGAAAAAAUUGCGCGAAAUGAACUUCAGAUACUUAAAGAAAAUGAAAAAUGACGCAUUUUUUAUUUUGAAAAUCUAAUUUAGUAUUCAAUAUUCAAUUCAAUGACAAAGGGUAUUAAAAUAGAUCCAAAUUUUAUUUUACUCGUAUUAUUUAAAGAAUCUAGAUAACAAAAUUUCUCGAAACUUGGAAAAAAGUGAAGUGAAUUACUUAAAAUAACUUGAUUCACUUAAAUUCCAGCAGUUGCCUAUUACUGAUUUUCAUAAUAAAAUAAACAUUCAUAGAUAAAUAUUAUUGUACUUGAGUUUUGGAAUACAGGCAAUAUAAAUACAUC